Elgaria multicarinata webbii is the source of this 1357-nucleotide messenger RNA. It is a transcript of the gene ENKUR, whose product is annotated as enkurin, TRPC channel interacting protein. Bases 203 to 1021 code for a protein of 272 amino acids. Gene Ontology annotation, cellular component: acrosomal vesicle. The transcript has 7 exons. Lineage: Eukaryota; Metazoa; Chordata; Lepidosauria; Squamata; Anguidae. The record is from RefSeq and is a predicted model, not a curated record. Gene Ontology annotation, molecular function: calmodulin binding.
UUCCGGAAAUGGCGUCACAAAGCCGCUCUCUCGUUCCACAGAUACACGUUGCUAAGCAAUCGUUUCCAAGAGCAACCAAACAGUGGCUCAUGUAGCUGCCCAUUGUAAGCGGCAGUCGCGGAGGGGUUCGAAUGAGAGCGGAAAGAGGCUCGGAGGAAAGGAGGACCAAGCCCGGGACGGGGAAGACCUUAUCAGUGUGGAGAUGGCAGCACUGUGCAUGGAGGAAAGCAUUUACAAUCUUCUGCCUGAGAUUGUGGAGAAGACUUUCAAGGCACCCAGAUACGUGUCGACCUUUAAACCCUAUGUGAAACAUACAAUACAGCAAAGUAAAGCACCGUGGAAAACCAUAGGGCCAGCAAAAGUCGAAGUGCCCAAUCCAAAGGACUUCCUUCAGAAACAUUCAAAGGAACCAAAGUUACCCAAGAGGGGAAAAGAUCGAGAAAGUAAGAAAAUGACAGAAACAACUGUGCCCAAAAUAACAGAGCAUCCACUUAUGGGAAUUCAGUGUACAAAGAAUUUUGUCAGUACAAAUGCAGCUAACGUUAUCAUGGGAGUGUCUAAGAAGCCUCAACCAGUUUGUGUCGACAGGCGGCAAGGAGACAAAUUUCUCCUUGAAACUUCAGGACUCGUCCCAAAAUACCUCAAGAAAAAGAAUUAUGGACUUACUCCGAAAUACGUAACUAAACGAAAUGAAGAAGCAAAGAGAGCUCAGGAAGAAUACGAUGCCUAUGUCAAGGAGACUCUCAGACAAAAAGCCAUGAAACGGCUCACUGAGGAAGAGAGGGAAAGUCUUCUUGAGGCCUUACUCACAGGAAGAGGUGUGUAUAGGAUUGUGCUGUUAGAAUGCAAUCCUGCACAUAUGUAUUCAGAAGUAAGCCACAUUGAGUUACUCUCAGGGUCUCAAGAAGAACUGGGAAGAAGUCCAUCAGGCAUUCCAAAACCUUUCAGUAGAAAUAGAUACAAUACCAAAGAAGCUUCACAAAGAAAGGCUGGAAACACAAAUAAAACAGUUGGAACAUGACAUUCAGACGAUUGAAAAACACAAAGUUAUUUAUAUUGCAAACAAAUGAAAUCAUGAGAUGAAAACAAAGUUUACUUCAAUAGGGAAACAAAAAUGCCUAUAUAUUCGACUGUAGAAAAGUACUUACAUUUGGACAAGUAUCUUAGAAUCUUACUAUAUUUUAUAUUUUGAAUGUUUUAAAUAUAUGUAUUUAUUUUUUUCAAAUAAAUAUACAUUUAUUUUUGUCCCCAGGUUGUUCAAUUAGCUAUAUAUUAUAAAGACCUCUAAAGGUUUCAGUUGUCUUUAUAACAUGUAACAUCAUGUACGGUGAUAAUUCAACUAGGUGUGUAAAUAAAA